AAAUUAGUAAGAAUAUACUAAAUGACUCAUAAGAAGACUAAAAUAGCCUUUAACAUUCUCCUGCUAUUAGUACAAUUGAAUUAGAUGAGGGGCAAGUGUGGAAUUAAUAUGGUUUAGUCCCUUUUAGCCACAUCUUGAGGGACUAGAGACUAAACCAGUUUAGUCCCUGUUUUAGUCCUACCGUUUGACAAUUUAGUAACUAAAUGAGACUAAAAUGGAGGGACUAAUCUUUAGUUCCUCAAACCAAACAUGGCCUCAGUCUUUGAUAUAAGUAAAGAUAUUGAAUAGUCGGUUGUUUUGGUCCCAUUCCACUCACCAUCUACAGAUCGAGGGCUUCAUCUCUAGUAUAGGCUCUAUGCACGACGAGCUAGGGAGUUAUGCCUGAGCUUGCUCAAAAACUAAUCCCAGUUAGGCAAUGGCAUCAGAGAACGUUGAAAAAUAAAAAUAGUCUGAAUGAAUCGACGUGGUUGGUGAUACCGCCAUGAUCUGUAGGUGAUAUCAAAUUACCCGGCAGGUACGGUAGAGACGACUUAGCUUGAAGAAAGAAAAACGACAGGAUUAGCAAGCAACGACAUCAUUGUAUAGCUAUACGUUAGCCUAACGAUGUAUACCAAGACACCGACGAAGAAAUUAACAGUUAGUUGGUUUUCACGUACGCGUUCCUCUACACGAACGACGCAUGGCUCCUGACACUUGGCCAUGUAUAUAGCUGUAGAUCUUGUCGUGAUCGAGUGCGAAAUACAUAUAUAUGCAUGCUAGUAUCGACCACUACCACCAACUAUAUAUAUCAUAUGCAUGCAUGGCAGCAUGGGUACAAGAACAACAUAUAUAUAUGAACUAGCAGCUGGGAGCCGAUGAUCGAUCCACCAAUGCAAGGCUGUUCUUCUUUUACUGCUCUGCCCAACUGGAACGUGGAGUACGCAGGAUGGGCUCCCGCCGGCUACCCCCUGGACCUGCAGGAGUCGUCGUCAGAGUCGACCGAUGAGACAUUUGGCAGCAGCUGGCUCGAGCUCCAGACAUCGUCGUCUAGCGGAGGAGCGCAGAUGGUUGAGUACGCAGGAGCAGCAGCCGCAGCAGAUACGGGAAGCCACAGGAGGACGACGACGAAGAUCCCAGCAGUCGUCAAUCCGAUCCACGUGUUUGAGGACGCAGCACGCGAGUUCAAGGUGGACAUCGACACGAUGAAGAUGAAGAUCCACAUGUACCCUCCGAGCAUCCAAGUCUUCGACGACGAGUCCUUCACCGUCCCAAGGCUGGUGGCCAUCGGGCCGUACCACCACGGCCGGACCCAGCUGAGGCAGGCGGAGAAAGCCAAGCACGUGGCGGCCUACCACUGCGUCACGGAGUCGGGCCACUCGGUCCAGGACCUGUACGACGCGGUCGCCCUCGCCGCCUCCGACGCGCGGGGCCGGGGCCUCUACGACAGGGACGCGCUGGCGCGGACCAGCCGCCACGACUUCCUCGCAAUGAUGUUCUACGACGCCUGCUUCCUGGUGCAGUACUUCGCCUGCCGCACGGCGGUCGACGGUUCGGCCGCCGGCGCCAUGGACAUGGACCCGUCGCUGCGUAGCUUCUUCGACCUCAACCGCAAGGCCAUCCGCCACGACAUCGUGCUGCUCGAGAACCAGAUCCCCUGGCCCGUGGUGGAGGCCGUCAUGCGCUUCAGGCCCGUGGACCUGGACGCCUUCGUCGCGUUCUGGAAGCAGUACCUGCAGGACCGGAAGGUGCUCGGCGACAAGACGAAGCACCAGCCAGCUGCUCAUGCUGUCGACGGCGGCGGCGGCGGCUUCGAGUCCCAGUUCCAGCCGCCGCAUCUCCUCGGCCUCCUCCGGUUCCACAUCGUCGGAAGAGGCAACACCACCAGGCCGCCCACCCAGGCCAGGAGCACGAGCAACACGAUAUCCUUCUCGGUCGGCGCCGUCGAGCUCGCCGAGAUCGGCAUCAACCUCAGAGCCGACAUGGGGACCACGGAGCUCAUCCACAUGGGCGUCCGCAAGAGGGGAGUCUUCGCCGAGCUGUCCAUGGCGCCGCUGUCGCUGGACGACGAGCGCGCCAGCUUCCUCAUCAACAUGGCGGCUCUCGAGCUGUGCGCGACCUCCAACUUCCAGGAAGCCGAGCCUGAAGACUCCGCGGUGUGCUCCUACCUUCUCCUCCUCUCCCUGCUGGUGCACAGGGAGGAGGACGUGCAGGAGCUGCGGACCAAGCAUCUCCUGCAGGGAGGAGCGGGGCUCAUCAACAAGGACGCGCUGCACUUCUUCACGAGGCUUCAGAGCCUGCCCCUGCGCGGAUCCAGCUGCUAUGUCCGCAUCAUGAUGGAGAUCGACAAGUACAAGGUCAAGAGGCGGAUGCAGAUCAAGGUGCAUGCGUUUUUCUAUAAGAACAAGAGAACCAUCUUCACCAUCUUCUCCGUGCUUGGUGUACUUGUCAGUAUCUUGGGGACGCUCAUGUCUCUCAAAAAGCGUUCUAUGCUUUAGAUGUCUAUGUAGCUACUUGUUAUGCUGGUCGUCGAAAUGUAAGAGUUCAAAUAAUGCCGAUAUCUAUACUCUAUACUAUAUUUAAAGUACUAGUUUCAA
Zea mays is the source of this 2573-nucleotide messenger RNA. RefSeq lists its product as uncharacterized. The transcript has 2 exons. The record is from RefSeq and is a predicted model, not a curated record. Bases 855 to 2474 code for a protein of 539 amino acids. Lineage: Eukaryota; Viridiplantae; Streptophyta; Magnoliopsida; Poales; Poaceae.